This is a messenger RNA of Marchantia polymorpha subsp. ruderalis, 1304 nucleotides long. NCBI's taxonomy places the organism in Eukaryota, Viridiplantae, Streptophyta, Marchantiopsida, Marchantiales, Marchantiaceae. The record is from the annotation of a GenBank genome assembly.
ACGACCCCAAUCGAACCCUGAACUCUCCACACGUGACUCUCCUGCUUCCGAGACCUCGUCUAGUCACUCGGCUCGGGCAGUUAUGAAAGAUCAUCGGGCUCACGAGCGCGCUCUGCUUCGUCCAGCACCAAUUAUGAAAGAAACAGACUGAUCUUUCGGGAGUAAUGAGAUGUCAUCGGGACUGGAUUUGGGACCUUGAUGUUAGGUGCACUAGGACAUAUUCACCACUGUGGACGCUGCUGGUGUCGAGCCCAUGUUGGCGCUCCGUGUCAUCCAUGGAGGGCUUGAUGGGGUCUGGCCUUCCUUUUUGUUAUUCCACUUUGUACUUACUGCGAGAGUGAACCGGGGUCUCUCCCCAACCAUGCAAUGAGAUGAGGUAAUUCCAGCCCCUGUUCUUGUGAUGUUGUCCAUAUGUUGGAUCUGUACUCUAAAAGCUGGGAAAGGUCAAGGCGUCGAUGGUCUGGCGUUGAGGUCACGAACGUCGUUUGUGGGGUCCCGAAUUGGACCGAUGUGCGCAUCACCAUGCAGAUGCCCACAUCUGUCCACAUCGGCCCGGCAAAUCAUCACGUAGGCACCGGACAAUCAGUACGACAGAUUCAAUUUCCAUUGCGCUUUUUGGCGAGUGUCCGUAAGAGGGGAUCUCUUUCUCCUGUGAUCGGAGUCUCGAUGUGGCCAAGUCCAGUGAUUCCAAGCUCGUUUGGUGCGGAUCUCGGAAGCGCAGCAUGCUUCGGAGUCUUGAGCGAAAGUCAUCCCAGUCUUUGGAUGGAAAGUCCUGUUGCAAUGAUUUCUCCUGAGGAGAAUAACUGACUUGCCUCUCUUUGGACAUGACUUUUGACCGCAAACUGGGGCCUUUGAGGAUGUGGCAAAGAUAUUGUCAGCACUGAAGCACCCAGAAACCUUCGGCUGGCUGAAAUUUCCGACUGCACGGUGUGUCCGCAGACCGCCAGAACCUGCAUUAGGGGUUAGGGCGAGGAGGAGUGUAUCAAUAGCAAAUUGCAGACUUAAGUCGUUGAAUAUUCGAACCGACAUUGGUUCGAGCACUAGCCCCGACGUCACAUGUCUGAUUCAUACUUCGGGUGUGGUGAAACUGUCAGGGACAUCUUGUGCCGAGAGUCUGAGCUCGCCGGAGUUACUCGACUGCGUGCCAUGACACUCACACCAAAAGGAACCCUCACGGAAGAAAGACUCACGGACGUUGCCCGAGCGGACAGUAUCCGGGACUAUUAUACCUGCCUGUACAUUUGGAGGUUCCACUUCCUCUCCGUAACAGAGAAUCUCCCAGCACGCAUCGGGUAUUCUUGCAG